Messenger RNA from Meloidogyne enterolobii, 2439 nucleotides. NCBI's taxonomy places the organism in Eukaryota, Metazoa, Nematoda, Chromadorea, Rhabditida, Meloidogynidae. The record is from the annotation of a GenBank genome assembly.
UAUGAAAAAGUUGAGGAACAUUUAACGUUUAAUUUAAAAAAAGAAUUAAAUAAAACUUUAACAAAAGAUGAUAAAUUUGAGAGAAAAAUAUGGGAAAGAACUAUGGAUAUGGCUAGGAGACGGUUAAAUUUAAAUAAAUAUUUAAAAGAGAUGGCUGAAAAAGUAGAAAAUUUUAAUAAAAAUUUGAAAAAAAUUAUUAAAAAAUUGGACAAUCAAAAUUUGUUGUUGAAAGAAAUUAAAAAAUUAAAAAAAUUGGAAGAAAUUAAAGCAAAAGUACAAGAAGAAGACAAAGCUUAUCGUGAGCGCUUUAUUUCAAAAAUUGAAUUUCUUGAUAAAAAUUGGAACUAUUUGGUUAGUGGAUAUGCAGACAUCGGCCAUUUAUUCAUUGGUUAUUGUUUAGCAAAACGUUUCCAAUUUAUUUUUAACAAUGAGGGACAGGCAAAAACAAAAUUUUAUAAAGAAACAAAAUCCCAUUUAUUUAAAUAUGCAAGUAAAAUUAAUAAAAUUUUGGGAAACAGAAGAGUAGAUUUGGAAUAUUAUAAAAAUUUAGAAGAAAAUUUUAAAGAAAAAAUUAUUUUAAAAAUUGGAAAGGAAGGAGAAGGGUCUUCAAAAACAGUGGAAGAUUUACAUUCAUUUUUGGAUAAUGAUUGGGGAAAUAUAUGUGCUAUUGAUAGAGGACAUCCACAAUUUGAAAAGACUGAGGAAUGGGCACUUCAACAUUUAAAAACUGUACAAGAAGACGAUUUCCAUCUUGCUGAUAUGGAAUUCAUGGAGGUUGAACCUAUUGAUUUUAAGCAAAUGGAGUUUGAUACCAAUGAAUGGGCUGAAUUUAAAAAAGGAGCAUUGGAUUGUUUACAAAUUCAUCGUUUAACAUUCACUGAAGCACACACAUUUAUUGUUUGUUUAAAUGAAAUAUUGCAUAAAAUAUCAAAAGAUGGACACGAAGUCUCACGGGGGGCGGUUGAAGAGAUUUCUUUUGUAGGAGAAAUUGAAACAAGCAAAAUAAAUGACAAGGAAUUAAGCAAAUAUUUAAAGGAAAUUGAAAGUAUUUAUUGGCAAUCCAAAGAAGAAAUUAAAAAUUUGCAAGAAUAUCAAAAUGACCACCAAAAAAUAAUUCUAAAAAAAGAAUUAGCUCGAAUAGAAACAGAAAUUGAAUUAAAAGAAAAAUUAAAAGAAUUUGAAUUAUCUACAUAUAUUUUGAAAUUUGUUGUUUUAAAAUUUUAUAAAAAUAAUUUAAUUGAAGAAAAUGAAGAAAAAAUUGUGGAAAUAAAUUCAAAAAAUAAAAAAAAUAUAAAAAAAUUAAUUGAAAAUUUAAAAAAUAAAUUUGGUAAUUACGAGGAAAUUGGAAAGUUAAUUAAAAAUCUGGAAAAAGUAAAAAUUUCUAAAAAUAAAGAUUUGAAAGAAUUUUUAAAUAAAGUAAUUGAAAUUGAAGAAAAAAUAAAAGAAAAGUUUAAAAAAUUGGAAAAUACGGGAAAAUAUGAUUUAAAUAAAAUAAAAAAUAAUGAAAUAAAUAAAAAAUUGGAAAAAGAUGAGAAAGAAUAUAUUGAAAGAUUAAAAAAUAAAUUAAUAUUUUUAGUUAAAAAUUUUGAAAAAUUAACAAAAAAUAUUAAAUUAGAAAUUGGAGAAAGUAGUCAAAAACAAAAACAGGAAAUAAUUGAAAAAGGAGAAGGAGAAAUUACUUCUGAAAGGACAUCGACUUCACAAAGUGAUGGACAAAUAAAUAUUUCAAAUCUAAUAGCCAUUGGUUAUUGUUUAACAAAUAAAUUUUUGGAAAUAUUUAAUGAAGAUGGAGUUGUUAAUAUGGAUAUUUUAUUACAAAAUAUUUCAAAUACAAAUUUGAUAGAAUAUGGACUGAAAAUGAAUGAAAAAUUGGGAAAGAAAAGAGUUGAUAAAAUGUAUUAUCGGGAAAUAAUUAAUUUUUAUAAGAAUUUUAUAAAUAUUAAUUUAAAAAAUCAUUUGGAGAAUAAUUGGAAUAAUUAUUGUUAUAUUGAAAAAAAUGUGGAAUUUGAGAGGCCUGAGGAAUGGGCAGUCCAUUAUAGUAAUGAAAUUGGCAUGCAAAAUGAUGGUUUUCGAUUGGAAUAUAUUGGACAACUUGAUAAUUUUGAUAUUAAUAAAGAAGAAUAUAAAUUAACUUUAAAACAAAAAGAAAAUAUUUUCGAAGCACUAACGAGAAAUUCAAAUCUUCACAAAGUCACUUUCUUUGAAGCUGAUAAUAUUCUUAAUAUAAUUAUUUCCAAAAAUAAUUUAGAGGAGCAACCACAAACAGAAACACGUCAACAAACACAGGGUCAAUCAAAAGAUGAAAUACAAACAGAAUUUGUUGAAAAUAUUACUCAAACAUCUUCUUCUUCUGUUGAUAAAGAACAGAAUAUUUACAAAAGAAUUAAAUUUGAAUUGGAUAAGGUUAUUUUAUUAAGUAUAUUUAAUUUUUAUUUAUGA